Uloborus diversus is the source of this 720-nucleotide messenger RNA. RefSeq names its product intracellular coagulation inhibitor 2-like. The transcript is spliced from 2 exons. The record is from RefSeq and is a predicted model, not a curated record. NCBI's taxonomy places the organism in Eukaryota, Metazoa, Arthropoda, Arachnida, Araneae, Uloboridae. Gene Ontology annotation, molecular function: serine-type endopeptidase inhibitor activity. The coding region runs from base 1 to 720 and encodes 239 amino acids.
AUGUUAACCGAAAAAGUACCAAACAUCACACAAAGCCUGCUUUUGAAUGCCGUGGAUUUCAACGAUGCUUGGAAAGUUCAAUUUCCACUGGAAAGUACGAAGAGAGACUAUUUCUAUUCCGGAAAAAGAGAAACGACAGAAGUCUCGAUGAUGUCCACCGAAGUCGAGACAUUUAAAUUUUAUGAGGAUCUGGAAAUGAAAUACAAGUUUUUGGAGCUUCCAUACGAAGAUGAGAAAAUGAGCAUGAUCUUGGCGUUACCAAUUCAAUACGACCAACCUGCUAAUUUACAGAUCGAUGGCGACAUGUUGUGUGAUAUCAAGAGUAAAAUGAUAAGUACGAAACUAGAUAUGGUAGCUAUCCCAAGAAUGAAAUUUCAAUUCCAAACCAAUCUAAAAGAAGUCCUCAUUGAUGUAGGUGUAAAAGACUUUUUUCAUUCUUUUGAGGCCAACUUUUCUGGAAUUUGUGACGCAAACGAUUUUUACAUCGAUGACAUUGUUCAGAAAACAUUGGUAGAAGUAGAUGAAGAAGGAAACGAUGCUGCAACAAUCACAAAGUUGAAGUUUCUGCCCUUAGCUUUUAGAGGAGUCAAAGAGUUCAUCGCAAAUCAUCCGUUUCAGUUUUAUGUACAAGAUAAAACUUCUGGUGUUAUUCUCGUCGCCGGAAGAGUAGACGAGCCUUCAGAGUCAAUUUCACUGGCAGAAAAUUUGAGAUUCAUGUAA